UCAGGGGGUUCUGGAGAUUGUCUCAGAGGGGUGUCUGGAGCCUGGCAGUGAGGGCCAGAGGGCAGAGACAGAGAGAGACACAGCAAAGGAAAGACACAGGGAGAAAGAAAGAGAAGGACCCCAAAGGGACAGGGACCCCAGUAUUCAUCGACAUAGCCUCAGCCACAGCGGGAGCCAGCCCAGGGAGAAGCUCUGCUGCUGGUCUGUCCCCAUGGGCCACCCUGGGCCAUGGUUGCAGGCGUCUCUCCUCUGGGCUGCUGUGGCCAGCCUGCUCCUCCCCCCUGCUAUGACCCAGCAGCUGAGAGGGGCUGGGCUGGGCCCCAGCAACUUGAACAACAACGCAGGCAUCCCCGGGCCCACAGAGGACGCAUCAGGCAAGUUCGGUCACUCCGGGCAUAGCCAUAGAAGCCAUGGGGAUGAGAACAGCGAUGUCUCCACGGAGAGUGGGCAUCAUUUCUGGGCCUCUGGAGACCACGGAGAAGAGGAAGAAGAUGUCUCCAAAGCAGCCCAUCCCCGCCAAGGCCACAGGUACCAAGGCCACGAGGUGGGAGAUGAGAACAUCUCUGAGGAGGAGGGAACCACAGCGCAUGCUCCGCAGGCGGGUGGGCACAGAGGCCGUGGGAGCAAAGACAUGGAUGAUUCAGCUGAGCCCAGGCACCACUUCCCCAGCCAUGGGAGCCACGGCCACCAAGACGAGGAUGAGGAUGAAAUUGUGUCCAGCGAGCGACACCAUCAUAUCAUCAGGCAUGUACGCCGAGGCCAUGGAGAAGAGGAGGAGGAAGAGGAGGAGGAAGGCGGCAUCUCCACCGAGUAUGGACACCAGGCCCACGGGCACCGAGACCACGGGAUGGAAGAGGACGAAGACGUCUCAGCUGGACGUCACCAUCACGGCCCCAGCCACAGACACCGAGGCCAUGAAGAAGAAGAAGAUGACGACAAUGACGGUGACUCCGCUGAGUACAAAUAUCAGACGCACGGGCAUCAAGGCCACGAGAAGGAAGAGGAUGGAGACGUCUCAGACUCGCACCACCAUCAUGUCCCUGGCCACGGACACCCAGGCCACAGAAAUGAGGAAGAUGAGGAUGAGGUCGUAUCCACUGAACACUGGCACCAGGUUCCCAGACAUACCCACCAUGGCCUUGGAGAUGAGGAGGAGGAAGGAGAGGAGGAGAUCACGGUCAAGUUCAGCCACCAUGCUGCAAGCCCCCAAGCCCAAGGCCACAAGAGCACUGAGGAGGAGGAGGACUUCCCAGACGAAUAUACGAGAGAGAGCCCUGGUCGUCACCACCCCGGGGUCCUCAAGGAGGAAGAUGAGGACAUCUCCACCAAGCUUGGCCACCAGCCUGCCAGCCACAGGCAGCAAGGCCACAGAGGAUCCAUCAAAGAAGAGACUAGCUCCCGUCCCCGGGAACACAUGGGGGUCAAGGAUAGAAGCCAUUUAGGGGAGGGUGAUUCCGAGGAGGAAGAGGAAGAGGACCACAGCUCCCCUGAAGAGGAUGGUGAAGGUUCAGAAGAGGAAGGAGAAGGCACCCACCAGGGCAGCCUGGACCGGGAGGAUGAGGAAGACGAGGAGGAAGGUCAUGGCCUCAGCCUGAGCCAGGAGGAGGAGGAGGAAGAGGAGGAGGAAGAAGAGGAGGAGGAGAGGAGGGAAGAGAGGGCUGAGGUUUGGGUCCCACUGAGCCAGGACCACCAGGAGGAAGACGACGAGGAGGAGGAGGAGCUGCCCGUCACCAUCAUCCCCAACCCACUGGCUGGGAGGGAGGCGGGAGGUGCCUCCAGCGAGGAGGAGAGUGGUGAGGACGUGGGUCCCCAGGGUGCCCAGGAAUACGGAAACUACCAGCCAGGAUCCCUGUGUGGCUACUGCUCCUUCUGCAAUCGAUGCACUGAAUGUGAGAACUGUCACUGUGACGAGGAGAACAUGGGAGAGCACUGCGACCAGUGCCAGCACUGCCAGUUCUGCUACCUCUGCCCGCUGGUCUGUGAAACAGUCUGCAGUCCAGGAAGCUACGUCGACUAUUUCUCCUCUUCCCUGUACCAAGCCCUGGCAGACAUGCUGGAAACUCCAGAAGCCUGACCCCCACCCCCCACCACCCCCGCCUCGCGGCUGCGGAGCAGACACAUCUCCCUGGCCCUCCAGCCCCUUUCCAGAGCCAUAUUUAUUUCUCUAAAUAAACGUGCUCCCCGAAACCUCAUAGUCAGGCCUGGGGUCUGGAUCCUCUGGACACUGGGGAACGCGGGUGGGAACUGGGAUCUUGGAUUCUCGAGUCUGAGGGAGGAGAGGGGUCCUCGUUGGUGUGCUAGGUCCUGAUAAAUAAAUCAGUCGACACGGGA
Messenger RNA from Sus scrofa (pig), 2331 nucleotides. It is a transcript of the gene HRC, whose product is annotated as histidine rich calcium binding protein. The record is from RefSeq and is a predicted model, not a curated record. Lineage: Eukaryota; Metazoa; Chordata; Mammalia; Artiodactyla; Suidae. Gene Ontology annotation, molecular function: calcium ion binding.